AUGGUACUUUAUUACCUAGGAUGUGUUUGUGAAAUAAAAACUAGUAAGAUCAAAGAUCUUAAUAAAUAUAUAAAUUUAAGUGAAAACUUUCGUAAGGUGCAAUGUCAACCAACUUUACGAAUAUUACAAAAUCAAGUUCCAGUAGAAAAUCUAUCUUCAACUUCAUUAGCACCAGAGGCAACAACAGUUACUUUAGUAUUUGCUGAAAGAUAUGAAGAAGAAGCUAAUCAAUAUAAUGUAAAUUCAAUGUAUGUAUAUGAAAUGAAAGAAAGUGGAACAGCUAGAAAAGUAAGUAAAGUAUUAUUAGUUUCAUUAUGGAGAGUAUUCUACAAACAAAUAAAUGAACAAAAUUAUGGAGCACAUUUAAGAAUUAAACUGUUUCUAUUAGUAUCAGUUAGAAAAAGAAUAUCAAAAAUUGUGAGACCAUUAGGUAAUCAAGUAAAGUGUAUUCAUAUAAACAGAUUUAUAGUAGCAGGUCAAGUAAAUCUCAAAACAGAUAUAGAAAUGGAAAAAUUAAAACUUGAAAAAAAAAGAUUUACCAGAUUUUAG
Molecule: messenger RNA, 549 nt
Organism: Diversispora eburnea
Lineage: Eukaryota; Fungi; Glomeromycota; Glomeromycetes; Diversisporales; Diversisporaceae
Source: the annotation of a GenBank genome assembly